AUGGCGAACUAUGACACCAUUCAUGACCUCGAUGAGGUUUCUCCUCCGGGGACUCCCUCACCUGCGCUUAGUCGAUCAGUAUCAAUCACUACCAACGGCACUCAGGACGAACAUGUUGAUGAGACUAGUACGCAGCCGGAUUCGUCAGAACUAAAGAUGCCUAGCGUUCGUGUCACAUCUGACUCGAUUGCUUCGGAACCCCAGCUCAAACUCCCUCGUUCAAGUCAAAAGUGGUGGGGUAGAUUUGGUAACACUGGCCUGCUUAUUCUUGUUGCUGGCACUGUUUGUAUUCUCAUUUCAUGCUCGAUCCUCAUAUUUCUUUGGGCAGGAGCCGGCCAGGCCAGAAGACAUGAGCAUCGGCCUCAGCUAUGGAACUUUAUCAUCUUCUCGGGGUGGUCCAUAUCCACAGUCACCAUCUGCUCGGCUGUUCUCCGCGUUUCUCUGGGCUUUCAAACUGGUAUCAUCGCUGCAGCUGUAUCGUCCGUGGUACUUGAAACCUCUGGUGUUAGGUUCUCUGACAUCGCUAUGUUCUCUAUCCAUAGGACUAUGGUAACUAACUCCCGCACGGCUUGUGUGGGUCCGGCCUUUGAGUCUGUGAAGAUCGACUAUUCCCCCCCAAGCAAUUCGACGCCGCCUGGACUACUACUUAGGGCCAAGUUUGAAGCGCAUAUCAACGAAAUAUCGAAUAUCGGCCGGUACAAAUAUUCUUCAAUGACCGUCGAGUGCAAAUUGCAGAACGAUUGGGAAGGGCCAACUUCGACUUGGCCGUUGACGAUGUGCAGGGUGUUGACUGAAGGGUCUGAGCAAAUAUUCUACGACUUCCACCCGAGGCUUUUGGUAAAUUCAAGUGAGCCACUCAACAAAGUUGGCAUCGUUACCGACUGGGAUUAUCACAGCGACGAUUAUUCUGAGUAUCUUGAUCAAUAUCGUACAAGGUUUCAGAACCUAACGACAAAACAGGAAGGUCCUUGGACCAAGGCCUUCAAUUCCAACAACUCAGAAGUUUUCCAGGCCACUGUUUGCUUCAGUCGCCAGAUACCGGAAUUUAUUCACAAUGUCACUAUCAUAGGACGAGCUAUUCCAUCUGAGCCUGACGUCAACGGACAAAGUAAUAAGAACAACGCCAGUCUCAUAAGCCAAUUCGGCGUUGGCUCAUCACCUGGUAGUAUAGAGGAACGCGGUAUACUGAAGCUUAUCAUUCAUGAUAUAUAUGGAAACUAUCUCGAUGUUGGCUAUGACCCCUACGGUUUUGCAGUUAUUCUCAAUAGCAUUGAAUUGGGCGGAUGGAGUCUCAAAAUCGAUGGUGUCGGUGAAAGGACUCCACGAUUACCGACAAACUGGUUUUUGCAUCCAGAGCACAUGCUUUGA
This is a messenger RNA of Fusarium sp. VM40, 1368 nucleotides long. The record is from the annotation of a GenBank genome assembly. NCBI's taxonomy places the organism in Eukaryota, Fungi, Ascomycota, Sordariomycetes, Hypocreales, Nectriaceae.